Molecule: messenger RNA, 2760 nt
Organism: Bufo gargarizans (Asiatic toad)
Lineage: Eukaryota; Metazoa; Chordata; Amphibia; Anura; Bufonidae
Gene: SHOC2
Product: SHOC2 leucine rich repeat scaffold protein
Exons: 10
Coding region: 298-2049 (583 amino acids)
Molecular function (GO): protein binding
Source: RefSeq, a predicted model, not a curated record
GGAGGUGGAGAGGAGGAGGAGGAUGGCGGCGGAUAGCAGAGCAGGGAGACGGGCGGAGGAAUAACAACAUCAUGAUGAUGAUCUAACCCAGAACCGGUCUUUUUCGCAUUCGACAUCUGAUCUGGAAUAAAACAUGUAGCUCGGGGGAUAUAGAUAUAUUCGGGAGCUACUCAGAUUUUAUAGUGUUUUUUUUUUUUUUGUUUUUUUUUUGUUUAGUUUUUUCUCCUCCCCACGUAAAGGAUUAUCCUGGACUCUGUUCAUGUUGAGUUCAUGAGGUGUUUGGCUUAAUCCGUCACUAUGAGCAGCAGCAUAGGAAAAGAUAAGGACCCCAAGGAUAAAGACCCUAAGGGCCCCACUAUGGUCAAGGACCGUGAAAAGGAAGCCAAGGCCUCUGGGGGUCCUGUGAAGGAGAACAAAGACAAGGACCUUAAGACCAAAGUCAAAGAUGCCAAAGAAGGGAAGAAAGACGCAGGUGGGGCGCAGCCUGGCGUGGCUUUUUCUGUGGACAACACGAUAAAACGCCCCUCGGGCGUGUCUGGCAUGCGUAAAAAGGCCAGCAAUGCCGAGGUGAUAAAGGAACUGAACAAAUGCCGGGAAGAGAACUCAACUCGUUUGGACUUGGCCAAGAAGUCCAUUCACCAGCUCCCGGCCUCCAUCAAGGAGCUGACGCAACUGUCGGAACUUUAUUUAUACGGUAACAAGCUGCCCUCGCUGCCAGCGGAGGUGGGCAGCCUCGUGAACUUGGUGACGCUGGCGCUUAGUGAGAACUCUUUAACCAGCCUGCCAGACUCUCUGGAGAACCUGAAGAAGCUGCGGAUGCUGGACUUGCGGCAUAACAAGCUGCGGGAGAUCCCGGCCGUGGUGUACAAGCUGAGCUCCCUCACCACGCUCUUCUUGCGCUUCAAUCGUCUCACUACUGUGGAGAAAGACAUCAAAGCCCUGAGCAAGCUGACCAUGCUGAGCAUCCGGGAGAACAAGAUCAAGCAGCUGCCGGCAGAGAUCGGGGAGCUGUGUAAUCUCAUCACGCUGGACGUAGCCCACAAUCAGCUGGAACACCUUCCGAAAGAGAUCGGCAACUGCACCCAGAUCACCAACCUGGACCUGCAGCACAACGAGCUCCUGGACCUGCCAGAGACAAUAGGAAAUCUCUCCAGCCUGAACCGCCUCGGACUGCGAUACAACCGGCUAUCGGCGAUUCCGCGCUCGUUAGCGAAAUGCAGCGAACUGGACGAGCUGAACCUGGAGAAUAACAAUAUAUCCACUUUACCCGAGGGCCUCCUCUCCAGCCUGGUGAAGGUGACUAGCCUGACCCUGGCCCGGAACUGUUUCCAGUCUUACCCCGUGGGCGGCCCGUCCCAGUUUUCCACUAUUUACUCCCUCAAUAUGGAGCAUAAUCGCAUUAAUAAAAUCCCGUUUGGAAUCUUCUCCAGAGCGAAAGUAUUAAGCAAGCUGAACAUGAAGGACAAUCAGCUGACUUCUCUACCCCUGGACUUUGGGACGUGGACAAGCAUGGUGGAGCUGAACCUGGCUACUAACCAGCUGACCAAGAUCCCAGAGGAUGUGUCCGGCUUGGUCUCCAUUGAGGUCUUAAUCCUAUCAAACAAUCUAUUAAAAAAACUUCCACAUGGGAUCGGGAAUCUGCGCAAACUGAGGGAGCUGGACCUGGAGGAAAACAAACUGGAGUCGCUGCCCAAUGAGAUUGCCUAUCUGAAAGACCUGCAGAAACUGGUGCUGACAAACAACCAGCUGACAACUCUGCCGAGAGGCAUUGGCCACCUGACCAACCUGACGCACCUCGGUCUCGGGGAAAACCUCCUGACGCAUCUUCCAGAGGAGAUAGGUACAUUGGAGAACCUAGAGGAGCUGUAUCUGAACGACAACCCCAAUUUGCACGGCCUGCCCUUCGAGCUCGCCCUGUGCAGCAAGUUAUCAAUCAUGAGCAUCGAGAACUGUCCCCUCAGCCACCUCCCGCCGCAGAUCGUGGCCGGGGGCCCGUCCUUCAUCAUCCAGUUCCUGAAAAUGCAAGGUCCUUAUCGUGCCAUGGUCUAAACAUACCAGUCCCAUACACUGUACAAAGCGCAUCCAUGUCGUGUCGAUGUACAUACGUCUAUAUCCCAGGACGAGGCCGGACGAUAUAGAUGUGUAUGUUUAUAGAUAUAUAUAUAUAUGAAAUAUGUAUAUGUAAUGAAAAAGGCAAAUUUAAUAAGACUGCAUUCUGUGUUUUUGCUAAUAGAGGAAUCAUAGCCAUUUAGAUUUUUUUUUUAUUAUUAUUAUUAUGUAAGAAAAUAUCAAUUGCUUGUCUGAAUUUUUUUCCUUUGCUGAAUUUGGUGUAUUUUUUGUACAUAUAUAUAAAUAUAGAUAUAUUAUUUUUUUUUAAGGUCAUUGUUAUCUGAAUUUCCAGCACGGUUUUUAAGGGUCGCAGGUAUUAUUUUGCAGUGAUCGUCAGGAUUCUGUGUUACUAUUGGAGCUCAGUUUGUCAUGUGUUCAAAAACAUAUUUUUUUUCCAGAAAUUGCAACGGCCAAUGAAUUUUGAGUAAAUCUCUUCUUCCCUGUUGGGUCAUCGGCUUAUGAGCCUAGAUCUGCUGUAUGAGUUGUAUCUGCUCUAACUUAUUAUAUAAAUGUAUGUUUUUUUUCGUUACAUUGUUUAUAGUCUGGGUGAAUCACUGUAUUGUUUGACCACGAUUUGAGCUUUUUUGAAAUUGCUUCCUGUGGAGUCGGCUCAGUCUGUGAUUUACUUUUUUUUUUUCCUGUUUUAGUCUG